AUGUCGUACAAAGGUCCUAUCCGAAAUUUGAAAAUUAUUGGGUCUUUGGUGCGGGUAAUUGGGUGUGGAUAUGAAUCUGAUGAAGAGAAGAGCAGCGAGCCGCUGCCUCUGAGGCAGCAAGGAUCUCGCCAUCAAGAGAGAGAGGGUGUCUCAGUACCUGCACACUUCCAGUGCUGUAAGAACACACACAACAUACUGUCCAAAAGUCGCUUUAAUGCAUGCAGGGAUAAGAGGCAGAAGGAAGCUCGAAAGAAUGCCGGGAUUGGUGUCAAAUGUCAACAUGAGAAUCAUCGAUGUCUCAAAGCUUUCAUGAACAACAAGCACGGUCUCAAAGCCAUGCUGACGUCAGCAGAAGGAAUCCCUCUCCUCGUCCGAUCCAUCAAUCCAAAAGUCCCGCACAUGAUGGUGGAUGUAGUCAAACUGCUGUCUGCCAUUCUGUAUCCUCGAGCAUCCAGGGAAAACAUCCGAGUUCUGGAGUGCAUCACUGAGCAGGCUGAAGAGCAGGAGAUCGAGAGGUUCCAGCCGCUGCUGUCUGGCAUGCAUAAAAACUCCAUCACGCUCAAGGCCGGCUGUAUGCAGCUGAUCAACGCUCUCAUCAGUCGAGUGGAGGAGCUGGACUUCAGGAUCCACCUGAGAUCAGAACUCAUGAGACUGGGACUCAAAGACCUGCUGAAGGAGGUGAGGUCGAUAGAGAACGAGGAGCUCAAGGUUCAGUUGCAGGUGUUUGAAGAACAAGCUGAUGAAGACUCUGAAGAUCUUCGCUCCCGGUUGGACGACGUUCGUCUUGAGAUGGACGAUGUGAAUGAAGUCUUCCAGAUCUUGAUGAACACAGUGAAGGACUCUAAAGCUGAACCUCUCUUCCUGUCUCUGCUACAGCACCUGCUACUGGUGCGAAACGACUACAUGGCCAGGCCUCAGUACUAUAAACUCAUCGAUGAGUGUACGGCUCAGAUCGUUCUGCACAGGAACGGCUGUGAUCCAGACUUCAAAUGCAGGAAGUUUGAUCUGGAAGUGGGCUAUCUGAUAGAUAACAUGGUUGAUCAGACCAAAGUGGAAAUCAGUGAAUCUAAGGCCACGGAGCUGGAAAAGAAGCUGGACGCGGAGUUGACAGCCCGUCAGGAGCUGCAGGUGGAGCUGAAUAAGAUGGAGUCCGAUUACGAGCAGAAGGUUCUGGAGCUGAGCACUGAUAAAGAGAAGCUGGGGAAAGAGAAGAAUGACCAGGAGAAAGAGAACCAGGGCCUGCAGUCCGAAAUCAGCCAACUCAAAGAGAAGAUUGAGAAGCUCUCAAAAGACCUCAAAGAAGCCAAAGCAAAGGUCAUCACCGUACAUGUGCCUGUGGCUCUGCCCCCCAGCCAAUCAGCAGCUUCCACCCCCUCCUCGGUGCCACCUCCCCCCCUCCUGGUGAAGCCUGCAUCCCCUCCUCCUCCCCUACCUCCUCCUCUACCAGGACGAAGGGGCGUUUGCCUACCAGGACAGAUGGGUGUGCCCCCACCUCCUCGACCUCUGGCCGGAGCACCUGGCCUGCCUCCGCCCCCUCCAGCUCCUUUACCUGGAGCACUUGGUAUGUUGCUGGAGCAGCCGGUACCACCACCCCCACCUCCGCCUUUACCAGGCGCACCUGGAAUGCCGCCUCCUCCUCCUCCUUUACCUGGAGCACCUGGUAUGCCACCGCCUCCGCCUCCUCCGCCAGGGAUGCCCGGUAUGCCUCCUCCACCUCCUCCGAUGGGCGGUCCUGGGAUGCCUCCACCCCCUCCGGGUGGGUUUGGUGGAUGGGCGCCUCCUGUUCCUCAGCUGCCCUUCGGCCUCCAGCCUAAGAAAGACUACAAACCUGAGGUGCAGCUGAAGAGAGCCAACUGGAGCAAGAUCGCACCGGAGGAUCUGUCUGAGGGCAGUUUCUGGGUGAAGGCAAAAGAGGAUCGCUUUGAGAACAAGGAGCUGUUUGCCAAACUCACUCUGACCUUCUCCACCCAGACUAAGACCUCUAAAGGUAAGAAGGAUCAAGAGGCAUCUGAGGAUAAGAAAAACACCCAGAAGAAGAAGGUAAAGGAGCUGAAGGUGCUCGACUCCAAAACAUCCCAGAAUCUCUCUAUAUUCUUGGGUUCAAACAGGAUGCCUUAUGAAGAGAUGAAGAAUGUCAUCCUGGAGGUCAAUGAGAAAGUUCUCACUGAAAACAUGGUGCAGAGCUUGCUGAAGCUGCUGCCGGAACAGGAACAGAUGAACACAUUAUCAGAAAUGAAAGAUGAGUAUGAGGAGCUGGCUGAGUCUGAACAGUUUUGGAGUUGUGUUAAUGUGAAAAUUCCAUCAAGUCUGUGGCAUCCAACCUGUCCAUUCUUCACAUUUAACGCAAAAAACAGCAAUAAACGUUGGGCUCCCAUAACAUGUUGGGGUGAGAUCAGUUCAGUGAAGCGUUUGAAGCCUCGUCUGACCUCCAUCCUCUUCAGACUUCAGUUUGAGGAGCAGGUGAAUAACGUCAAGCCGGACGUGGUGGCGGUGACGGCCGCCUGCGAGGAGCUUCGGAAGAGCGAGAGCUUCGCCAAGCUGCUGGAGAUGACACUGCUGCUGGGAAACUUCAUGAACGCAGGAUCUCGCAACGCCAAAGCUUUCGGCUUCAGCAUCAGUUACCUGUGCUGUUUGCGAGACACUAAAUCCGCCGAUCAGAAACAGACUCUACUGCACUUCCUGGCGGAAAUAUGUCAGGAGCAUUAUCCUGAGGUCAUGACCUUCUCAGAGGAGCUCAUCCACGUGGAGAAAGCCAGCAGAGUUUCGGCAGAGACGCUUCAGAAGAAUCUAGAUCAGAUGGGAAAGCAGAUUAAAAACCUGGAGAAAGACAUCGAGACGUUCCCCCCUCCACAGAGCGACAAAGACAAAUUCGUAGAGAAAAUGACCAUAUCCUUUACUUCCUCCCGGGCCUUUUUUGUAGCGACGGCUAGUGAGCAAUUUGAGAAGCUCAAGCUGAUGCAUCAGAACAUGGAGAAGCAGUAUGAGGAUUUGGCCAAGUACUUUGUCUUCGACCACAAAAAAAUGAGUCCAGAAGAGUUCUUCGGUGACCUCAACAACUUCAGGAACAUGUUCCAGCGGGUGAAGGAGAACCAGAAACGGAAAGAAGCAGAGGAGAAGAUUCGUCGAGCCAAACUGGCGCGAGAGAAAGCGGAAAAAGAGAAGAAAGAGGAGGAACAGAAGAGAAUGCACGCUGGACAGGAUAUUCCCAACAUCAAUGAUGGAGGGGAUUGGAAUGAGACUGGUAUCAUGGAUGGUUUGUUGGAGGCGCUGCAGUCUGGAGCUGCUUUCAAGAGGAAGAGAGGACCACGACAAGCAGGAAACACGCCAUCUUCCGUUCCGAUGAUGGGCAACGAGUUCCUUGUUGCCGAUGGCAUUUCCUAUCCGUUAAGCACCGGCCAAAAAUCGAGAGGAGCUGGUCACGCCGUGACAAACAUUCUCGCCAAAGAGCUUCUUCAAGAGGACGCCCCUCCAGGUGCCAAGAAAAGACCCAUUUGGGAAACAGAGGACAGGAAGGAGCCCCUCUCCGGAAGACAGGGGCCCUCACUGGAGGACCUCUUAGAUGAUGCGCCGUUUACGGUCAAAUUAAGGACUUCCUCUCUGAUCCUGCCGUGUUAA
Messenger RNA from Cyprinus carpio (common carp), 3615 nucleotides. RefSeq names its product protein diaphanous homolog 1-like. Gene Ontology annotation, biological process: actin filament polymerization; actin cytoskeleton organization. Gene Ontology annotation, cellular component: cytoplasm; actin filament. NCBI's taxonomy places the organism in Eukaryota, Metazoa, Chordata, Actinopteri, Cypriniformes, Cyprinidae. Gene Ontology annotation, molecular function: microtubule binding; actin binding; small GTPase binding. The record is from RefSeq and is a predicted model, not a curated record.